CGAAAUAGAAGACGGAAAUGUGGACUAUCCAUUCACGACGUGUCACUUUAAGAACAUCGGUGAUCACGUGUGCAGCGCUUUUCACACACACACACAAAAAAAGUUUGACAUAAAUUUCGAAAAUUAUUUUGCAAUUGUCUAAGUGUCCGAGAAAUACAUUUGGAUAGUGGUACGAUGGACGGGAUAUCCCAGAAAAUUCUGACUUCAGGAUUUGCUCUUAACCUGGGACCCUUGAAAGAGCCCUUGGCAUUUAUUAGAGCGCUCGAAUGGGUCUUCUCCAUAUUUGCCUUCGCUACAACGUCGGGUUAUGCCGGCUCUACGAGCAUCAACGUGCAGUGCCAGGGAAGCAGCAGCCAAGAAAUCACUGCUCACUUUAACUACCCGUUCAGACUCAUGGCUCACCCGUUCACUGUCCCCUCCUGUAAGAACGACUCCAGCGCUAUCCAGAACUAUCUGACUGGCGACUACUCCUCUUCAGCUGAGUUCUACGUCUGUAUCGGGGUGUUUGCCUUCAUCUACAGCACCGCCAGCCUGGUGAUCUACCUGGGCUACCAGCACGUCUACAGGCAGACCAGCCGCGGCCCCAUUGUGGACCUGCUGGUGACAGCAGCCUUCACCUUCCUGUGGCUAGUGUCUUCCUCUGCCUGGGGUAAAGGCCUAACUGACAUCAAGUGGGCUACCAGCCCCUCUAACCUGGUAGGCUUAAUCUCCACUUGCAAGGACGUCAGAAACAAGUGCACAUCAGGAGCAGUGCCUCACAUGGGGCGACUCAACUCCUCUGUGAUCUUUGGAUUCCUCAAUCUGAUAUUGUGGGGUGGUAACUGCUGGUUCAUCUUCAAGGAGACCUCUUUCCACAAGUCAGCCAACCCCCCUGCGGACAUGGAGGGUUCAGGGGUCAGGUCCCUGCCGUCCUAACUGGGCAGUUCUCUACUGUCAACGGCUGUGUUCCAGACUGCCUACAAUGCAGUCACACUGCAUAAAUGAACCAGUCUUUGGAGCGACUCUUAACUUCCACUCAAAUUCUCACGUAGUCACGCAUCGAUGCCAUUUGGAGACAAUGUGACUUUGUGGAAGUUAAUAUUUUUUCCCCUCUGUGAUUUCUGACUUGUUAAACACUUAUCCAGGCGUUUUGAGAUGUGUGACUGAUUUGCAGAUGACCUGGAACAGAGCUGAAGUUUCCUCCACCCGAGUAGUUCCUAUACCUUUUUCAAAUGAUUUGUAAAUUGGUUCGAAUGCUGCUUAGAAAUGUCUUCUGUAAACUUAACCACAGUUUCUUUCAUGCAUUGCCAACAUUGCCACAUUUUAUUAUUCAAAAGCUUUCGAAGUGGUGAGUUUUAGGUUCUUUAAAUAGGUACAAAACUGAAUCCAGCAAAUAUAAAAAGGAGACAUUUUGGGCAGGGUGUGAAUUUAAGUCGUAACUAGUUUUGUUUCAUUUAGUUAACUCUUUACUUCACGGUAUAACUAACCCAAUGCAACAAUCAAAUCAGUUUAUUAAAAACGUUGCUGUGUGAUUAUUUCUUUCUGUUACUCUGUGGGUAGUUUAGUAUUUUUUUUUAUACACAUUAAACAAAGUGCUUAUUACAACAAGGGCUUUGCUUGUUAUUUGCCACUUAUAAGAAACUAAGCAGAAAUGAUUACGGACAUCUGUGUGAUGCUAUGAUCAAUUCUACAGUACUUUCAUGUCAUGUUCAAAAUGUGCCUUUCUUUCUUUGUGCCAGAAGGUUUGUAAUAUUUCAUGCGUUUUUAAAUGAACACGUUUUUUUUUUAAUAUAAAUGGGAAAAUAAAGCCAGCAAAGUCCUGUUUUCACUUUGUCACAAGUAGUGAUGAAUUUCAUACCUUUUGGUCACAACCAUUUUUCAACUCUGUUGUUCAAAUACAUUUUAAAUGAUGUUCUGUAAUUCCUUGGGUCUCUUCUACCUCAGUUUUGUGAAGUUUUCACUCUUCAAAUAAUAAUGUUAUCUUUCAAAUGGUCGGUCUCAUUCAGUAUUGUUUAUAUAUAUACAUUUCAAUUUAAGGUAUCAUUAUUGUGACACACCAUUUAAACAAAGCUGUAAAUUAAAGGAAAAUAGCUGGUAAA
Salmo salar (Atlantic salmon) is the source of this 2078-nucleotide messenger RNA. RefSeq names its product synaptophysin-like protein 1. NCBI's taxonomy places the organism in Eukaryota, Metazoa, Chordata, Actinopteri, Salmoniformes, Salmonidae. The record is from RefSeq and is a predicted model, not a curated record. Gene Ontology annotation, cellular component: synaptic vesicle membrane; synaptic vesicle.